AAUUGCACACCAUUUACCCAUUUAAAAAUGGCCGCCGUGUUGGAGGAGUUCCUUGCUGGGAAGAUUUCUUCAAAAAGUUUGGUUUUAUGGUUGUCAUCAAAUCAACAUGUGGUUGAAUCAGAAUGUGAACUGUUUCAAGAUCGGUCACUGCGGGCUGACUUUCUGCCAUUUUUCAUCAAUUAUCUACGAGAUCAGACAUCCCAUCUCAUUGGCCAUGGACCUAGCUCAGGGGCCACUCCAGCCAAGACCCCAGCAAGCGCUCAGAAGUUUCGAAGAUCCAGCCAGCAGCAUCAGAAUCCCCCAGAGAGAUCGCAGCGGCAAGAACCCAGCGGCAGGGAUGCUCAGCGUCGACCAAACAGAACUCAGCUUUUCAGCCCCAGUCCCCUGAGAUCAGACGCCUCAGAGGGGACCCUAACUCCCAAGUCCCUGUACUCUGAAGAGGAAAGCCCCAUUAGAACUACAACCGAGGUAAAUUCACGGAACCAAGGUGGUCAUUUUUAUCUCAAGACUCCGCACGAUGAGUACAAAGGAAGGACCAAGAAAAUGUCGCCGUCAUUUCAUAGAAAAGACGAACAGCUGACUUUGGGUCAGUACAUCAAACCGGAAGGACUGAACGUUCAUCAGCCAAAAGGUAGGCGACUAAGCGAUCAGCAUCAUCUCAGAGAAAAUGGAACCCACAGAACACCAUCGAAUGCCAAACGCAGACCUGGUAGCAAGGGCAGCAAGACAUCUUACAGUGAUGGUUCCCUCAAAACAAAGUCCAGAAUGAUGAUCAAAGACCCUGAGGUGCCUGAAUUUGUCUUAAAUGACUCUGAGGACUUUCCUGCCGUGGGAACCCCUUCAACAGUCGCAACAGCUCCAAUAAGGAGAAUCACACCUACGACCAUUACCGGACACCGGAAGAUCCUAACCACCAGAGUGAAACAGCAAUCUCUCUCAAGUCCCGUUUUUUCCAAAUUGUAUCAGGAGGAGCCAUUGCAUCCAGGCAGCACGUUCAACAGGGCUCUUCCGUCUCCUGAUGCUACUCCCAGCCCUACCCAGUCAAGCCUAGGUCUUGAAAAGGAGAGGGAACUCCUCAGACUAGAGCGCCUCAAGCAGCAAGCGAACCUUCAAGAUCCCAUUAAAGGACCUUCUUCAAGCAACCCUCUUUCAGCUUGCUCCCCUCUGAAACCACAGACGCCAACUAAGUCAACAAACGCAACAUCUGCCUUUCCUUACCCUACUGAGUUCACCAAGGCCUCAAGGGAUGAGGUGACGUACCAAGAUCAUGUUGAUAAGCUGGUAGAUCUUUACUCGGCAUGUACAAAAGAAUGUCUGAUGCCCAAUCUGACCAUGGAGCUGUAUUUCCUCGUUCACUUGCUGACCGCCAAAGGGAGCGUGUCCACCACAGAGGGUAUUAACGACCUGUGCGAUCCAGAGGAUAUUAAUUAUCUGUGCUCCAUCCACAAUUGCGUGUACUUUGCGGUGUCUGUUCUCCUCAACCAAUUCUGGCUCCUGACAUUCCUGGAUAAAACCACCUUGAGGCUGCUCUCCGAACUCCCCCACUUGUCCGAGUUUAGCCCCAACCUCAGGAGCGAGCUGGAGUCAGUUAUUGAGGGAGGGUCCGCAAGACCUGUCGUCAUGACCAGCAAGUCCCCCGUCCAGGCAGUGCCGUUCCUGGCCGAUACGGACAACAGGAGGAACUUCCCCAGCGAAGCAGCCUUCCACAGCUUCAAGAAACAGAGGGACAAGUUCUAUGAGUUAGUCCGCGAGUGGUUAGAUCACCACAACAAACCAGGAUGGAGUAUGCAGUCAGCCAUGUCCAAACGAAUCAGAGAUCUGAUUCAGCAGGUGGUGGAGGUUUCCAACUGUACACACUUUGCCCGACUUUUCAGUUCUCAACUCACAAGGAUGUGCCAAGGGGAUCAUUUAAUAUCUGACCAUCAUGAUGACAGCAAGGAACGAGGAUUCCUGGGCAAUCUGAAGAAGACAAACCCAGAAAAAUUCAAGAGGCUUGAAGAGAGGUUCUUCAUCCCAACCAUGUCUGGAGGUCCGAGCCCCCCUCCAGCUUUCCAUGGUUGCCAGGAAUUCUUCAAGGAGUUCAUAUUAGCAGCAGACAGCUUUCUCUUCAACCAGCAUCUUAUUGAUAACUUCUCAUCCAAGAUUCUGGAGCUAAAUGAACUGCAGUUUGGUUUGACGGACCAGGAAGGUGACCAAGAAUCAAAUGCUGUAGAUGAUGAGGUUCGCAGUAGCUUCAGCAGCAGUCUGCAGUCGGCCAGGAUUCUUGCCAAGUUUCUUGGUUUCCUCGUCUUUCUACCGUACCAGGGAGGCAGCGUUCUCCCAGAAUCAGUGCAAGGAGAUGUGAUUGCACUCCGUAACAAGUGUUGCCCUCCGGUUGACAUCUUGGAAAGCCUUCGUGUUGCCUGUCGUCAACAUCGACUGGUCAUAACCGUACCCUGGGUAGUGGAGUAUCUCAGUAUGAUGGACCCCAUGGCAGCCCAGCUGGAAUCUUUCCAAGUGCUUCUCCGCCUCUUGGUCCAGGUGUACAGGCAGGUGUCUGUCAAGCUAAGCUCUGAUGCAUCCAGCUAUAACAUGCUUCUGGUUCUUCUUGUACUGGGAUGGCUGUUUGAGGUUCCGGGUGUGCCAGCAUCCAUGUAUUUCUUGAGUUUUGCAGACGAUUUCGUCUUUGAUGAUACUGUGACGCAGGGGAUAGUGUCAAGCCAAUUGCUUGACGAUCUACAUCUCGUGGACCAGCAGUUAUUAUACCUGUGCUGCCCUUAUCUGGGGGACAUCAGAGUUUUGUUAACGGAUGCCUCCCUCGGCUUUGGAUCCAAGACCACGCCCAUGAAGAAGAUUACACCCAUCGCGGCUAAAACUCCGCCCCAGCCCAUCCAGACAACUCAGCAACUUCAGCUCGAAUUAGAGAAGAAUUUCUUUGACAACCACUCCCCGUCUCUGAAGAAAACGGUGGACUUCGUCAGUUCCCGACUGGCCUCCAACUGCAUCAAGCACAUUGACGCCAGGCUGGUCUCGGCGGCCAGGGACAAGGCCGUGGGGUUGCUGGAGCAAGAGGUGAGGUCCGAGGAAGUCGGGGCGCCAGACGAGAACUGGACAGAUGAGAUGAAGAGGGCCCUCUUGAGGCGAGUCAAAGUUCAGGGUGAAGAGGUUGCCGUGGCAACCAGGGAGGCAGCCGUGCAGCAAGCUAAAGAGUUCAUUUUUGGGAGAAGUAGAGGCGCGUUAACUCUGCUCCUACCCCAAGAAUCGUCUGAGCAAAUCCUGGAAACGGCAGCCUAUAUCACCAUAAGGUUAGCCGUGGAACGUGCCACGCGGUGGAUCAACACACAGAUCCAAGCCGCCAUUCAUCAGGAGUUGAGUACUGGCGUUGACAGAGCAAUCAGGGCAGCCAGGAAGGAGACAACGGAGAAGCCUAAAUUCUCUCCUCCAAUCCACCAUGAUAGGGGCGUGUAUCCUCCCUCAGCAAUCCUGCAGCACUACAAGGACACAUUGAGGUAUCUGCUGACGGGAAGCACUAUUCACCAAGUGACUCUAAAGGAACUAGCUGGCCUCCUUACAGCCACCAAACAAGUCCUGCAUUCCAGACAGGAUCUGACACCCGUUGCAUGGCAGACAAUCCAGCAACUAACAAUGGAGCUGGUGUGCACACUAGCUGUCUUCAAACCGGCCUCCCUCCGAUCUCUCAUUCAAGUAGGAAACACAACCCUCUCAAAGGAUCAUUAUGGGAGGCACAGUGAGGAAAGGGAAACAUCUCUGUUGAGACUAGAUGAGGACAAGAAAAGUGGUAGCUCUGGUAGUUCUGCCGACUUGGACACAAAAUGUCUACAUGCGAGUGCUUCAGAAAAUCCCUGUUUGUCCAAGUGUAGGAACGAGGUACAUGCGGCCAAUGGCACAUCACCAAUUACGUGCUGUAAUGAUCAAAGGAACGCACUUCAGGAGAACAGGCAAUGCGACGGACCAGUCUUAAAUGGCGUUUGGCGAGCGAGUCAUGUCAAGUCUGAAGAAAGGACACAAGAGAGAUUAACUGUUGAGGAUUCAGAUUCCAAAUCUAAUGAGGCACUGACAUUCCCUGUAAAGACAAACUGCCCCUUGGACGGGUCGCCACCACUAAAUGGUACAAAUACGAGUAUUCCUCAUACUACGGUCAACAGAUCAGUCAGCAGAGAACACUGUAAAGGAAACUCAGAAGCAGGGAGGGAGAACAGUUCAUUCAUCAGUUCACAGUCUGGGAAUGACCGUAAUGAGGAACCCACAGGAGUGUGUGUCUUGGAUGCAUAUGUUGAGCUGUGGAGAGACCAUUUCAAGUGCCCAGUACCCGCUCAGCUUUUCCUCUGUCCAAAGACUGCGCUUCUGAUGCAGCAGAGCGCAGAUGAGAAGGAGAGUUGGGAUUCCGUGGGCCAUAUAGUGUGCACCUUGCUGACCCACAAGUUGACAGAUUCAACAGCGGUUGCUGAGUGUGUGACUGGUUUAUUGGAGUCAGGCUUUGUGUGCGUGACAGAGGCUAUGAUACAAGCCAUGUUGGCUAUUGCUCAACGUCUAGCACAAGAUGGAAUACUCAAACAAGCCGAAGAUAAGACCUGCCCGUUAGAUAUGACGUCACUUCUACACGCUCUGAAGGCCAGAUGUCCUGAUGGUGACAUCCUACAGCAACUUCGUGACUAUGUGCAACUUUGUGACUAUGUGCAACCACAGAAUCCCUGACGAGGGUUACGUCAAGGCCAAUUCUGUCAAUUUUGACGUACGUGUCCAACACUUGAAUGAGCUGCCGUUGAAAAAGUGAAUGCGAGCCCCCCCCCCCCCAAUUGAUUUUGGGAGGCCAAAAUGUCCAGAGAAAGAAAUCUGUCGACAUUGCAGAAUUUUUUUGCUGAUGAACUCACCCCCCCCCCCCCACAAGUCUGUAAAAGCUACAUGUUAUGGAAUUUUCGAAUUCAAUCCUAAAGUAUGGUACAUUCGGGUGUUCCACUUGACUUUGUUUUUCUAUUUUGUAUGUCCAGUUUUAAGGGUGAGGGGCUUUGUAUUAAUUCUUGCGUUUUUUCCUGUUUUGGGAAUUACUAUACAUUUGGGGAAUGUUCACAAUUAAAGAAAUGUUAUUAUUUUAAAAGGUGUCAUUAACAUACUACAAUGUACAUUUUUAAUUUUGCCCGGUACAAUAUUGCAUACUGCGUUUAUUACUUCAUUUGGAAAUUGCAACAUUAAUAACGGUAUUGUCAUUUUGAUCGCACAAAACUUUGUUUUGAUUAUAGUCAAUUAUUAAAAAUACAUUGAUUUAUUUCAUAGA
Messenger RNA from Patiria miniata (bat star), 5272 nucleotides. It is a transcript of the gene cdan1, whose product is annotated as codanin-1-like. The record is from RefSeq and is a predicted model, not a curated record. Gene Ontology annotation, cellular component: nucleus. Lineage: Eukaryota; Metazoa; Echinodermata; Asteroidea; Valvatida; Asterinidae. Gene Ontology annotation, biological process: chromatin organization. The transcript is spliced from 22 exons. Bases 28 to 4695 code for a protein of 1555 amino acids.